Messenger RNA from Radiomyces spectabilis, 2334 nucleotides. RefSeq lists its product as uncharacterized. The record is from RefSeq and is a predicted model, not a curated record. The coding region runs from base 120 to 1988 and encodes 622 amino acids. Gene Ontology annotation, molecular function: protein binding. The transcript is spliced from 3 exons. NCBI's taxonomy places the organism in Eukaryota, Fungi, Mucoromycota, Mucoromycetes, Mucorales, Radiomycetaceae.
GUCUUUCUUCUUCCGUUCUACAGUGCAAUUUUUUUUUCUCUACUUCUUUCUCUGCUACUUUGUUGACUGAUAUUUUUCUUGUUGUUGUUCCCUUCUUUUUCCCUUUCAACGCCCACACGAUGAGUUUGUCCGUAAGCCCUUCUUGGCUGGAUCGCUCUUCUCCCCUGGACUCUUUUUCUUACACCCAUUCGUCCAUGCCGUCGUCGUCGUUGUUGUUGUCAUUACCCAAGGAAAUUCUAAUCGAGAUUAUAUCCAAAGUCGCCAGCAUUCUUACCGAUAACGGUGGUAUUGCUCCCGUAUCUCUUAUCGAAUUAUCCAAAACUUGUCGAUAUCUCCACUCACUCAUUCACACCGACAACGCCAGCAGUCCGACUAUCUGGCAACGCGCAUUCCGAGUACGAUUCGAUACUGCGGCCAUUCGCCGUCGUCGCAUUCAUCGCCAUUUUCAGUGGCAACUGGCUUUACAACAACGCUGUACCACUCUGAACGUCUGCCGUAUGCUGUCCCUUGACCCGUCACCCACCAUUACAGAAAAUGUGAUUUCCUGGAGCAUUGUCUGGGAUAUGAUCACAGAGCAUGAUGAAUUGAAUGUAGAUCAGCUUUUGAAAUAUCGAGUCGAACAAGCUGCAGGAUUGACGUUUCAAUGGGCGCGAUACCGCGGACAACAUCUUUGCUCGGUGGUUUUGCCUAUUUUAUCGGUGCUUGUGAAUUAUGAUUUCAGUGUCACAAGAUUUUUCAGAUCUGAACAUCCGGACCAACUUGUAUCACCCCAGUUGAGUUACUUGGCCUACAAUUUUGAAACGGAUGCUCUCAUUUCAAAGCACAUGCCCCUUCUUCGACCUUACCAUAUAUGGAAUAUACCUCACGAUUUGAUGGAAGGCGGCCUGAUGGAACGUAGAUCGUCCUCAGCCGCAGUCUUUACAUCCACCUCCCUGUCAUCACCAGCGUUACCAUUGCCACCGUCAGCAUCCUCUUCUUCCGCCCUCUCACCGUUUUCAUCACGUGUUUCAUCCUCUUCCGUUCCUUCACGGCGCUCUUCCGUCGCUUCCACUCAUGACCUUCCUUUCUAUCCAGCCCAAGAUCCAUUGGCCUCGGCUUUCCAUCUGUUUUUUCUCACCAUUUUUGCAUUUCAUCCUACUCCUUAUCAAGCCAUUCCUAAUUGCAUUCCGCUCCCGCUGUUUACGAUCCAUUCCGAGAUGUUUGACGUCGAGUUUUUACGUCGAUACGAACGCAAUUUAUUCUUUGCCAGUUUGAAAGAAUCGCGUGAAGCUUGGGAAGAGAAACAGUACAACACGCAAAUGCCAGUGCCUCAAGGAUUGCCCAACAUUUAUGCCGAUACCGGGUUUGCGUCUCCAAGCCACUUUGUGACGGAAGCUCACCUCAUUGAAGGUGAAUGGAUGGGCUACUACUCAUUUCUCGAUCCCGAUGACGUGGCGGAUCCCGGUCGCGAGAUUUUGGAAGAUUGGUUCGAUGGACCCAUGCGACUCACCCUCCGCAUCAUUCCCCUGGAUGAUAAUAGCAGUGAUCUGAAUUCCUUGUCCAAUACGUCGUCGUGGGUGUCGCGGUGGCUGGAUGAUCUUGAACCCACUGAUACUCAAGUACCUCGGAAACGACGAAAGCUUGUCGCAGCAGAUCGACCCGACCAUUUCCCUUCGAUGCAUUUGCGCGCUUGCCCGCUCACACGAUUUGAAGGAUGGGGAGUGGAUAAUCUCGGCAUCUUUACGGUAUCUGGACUGAUUGACGAUACCGAAGACGGACAAGUGACGUGGGAAAAGACGUACACGGAAUCCGGCGAAACCUGGGAGUAUUCUGGACGGUUCCUCCCCCCAAUGGGGAUGUGCGGUCGAUGGGGUGACGAUGAAUACGGCGGUCCAUGGUGGAUGUGGAAAGUCGCCACGGAAGAAACUCUACCUCAACCCGCCACGAACACGACCCUGGCCUCCACCUCUUCCUCUUCAUCCACUGUCGUCACAACCCUUGCCAAGUAAAUAAGUGACGCACUAUAUCUUUUUCCAUCAUUCAUACUUUCCCUUUUUUUUACCCCUACUGUAUUCAUGUUAUGUAUUAUGUGCUUGCUCUUCUGGUAAGAUAUAUUGGCGCAUCCACUCAUUUCUCCCUCCAAUAUCGCUUUAGUAAUAGAUCAGGUUUGGCAUUUUUAAUUUUCUCCCCAUUUCCCUGCUUUUUCCACGCUCAUUUCUAAAGCAUAUCAUUGCAUUUUUCAUCGGACGAACCAAAAAAGUAGACUACUACAGUUAUAGUUAUUUGCAUUCCUCAACCAAAAUUGAUACCUUGAUAAACGAAUGCAUCAAAGAUGGCGCCAAAAUGUCAACUACA